UCAUUCAUUCAUUCAUUCUAGGUUCUCCCUCUCCUCCCGAGUGCCUCUCUUCUCCCCACUCCAAAUCACACACAACUUCCAACGGUUCAAUUCAAUCUCUCUCUCUCUCACUCACUCUUUUCUUUUCUACUUCACUUUCACACUUCCAAACCCAAAACCAAAUCUACUUCCUCCUCAACUCUCUCACCCACUCACUCACUUCAUCACCAUAUCUUCUAGGCAGUGGAAACUUAAUGGCUUAUAUGUGUGCAGACAGUGGAAACUUAAUGGCAAUUGCUCAACAAGUUAUCAACCAAAAACAACAACAACAAGAACAACAUGAACAACAACAUCAUCAACACCAACAUCAUCAUCAUCAAAAUCUCUUAGGUUUAACCAACCCUCUUUCUCUUCAUCCAUGGAACAACAGCAACAACAACAUUCCAGUUUCAGUUUCAUCACUACCACCUUUAUCUUUUCCAACCACUGAUUUCACCGACCCAUUUCAAGUCGGGUCGGGUCAAGAAACUCCCGAUCCCACUUUCCAUUUCCCUCCGCCACUCGACCCUCACUCCACCACUUUCCGUUUCUCCGAUUUCGAUUCCGAUGAUUGGAUGGACACUUUAAUGGCCGCCGCCGACACACAAACCCACGAUUUUAAUCUCAACCCGUUUUCAUCUUGUCCGACCCGACUUUCUCCACAAUCGGAUCUUCUCUUACCCGCCACCGUUCCGCUUCAAAUCCCAAUCCAACAACCACCCACUCCGCAACGCAAAAACCACACCACAACUGAAACGACGUCGUCUACCACAAAUCCUCUUCUAAAAUCCCUAAUCGAAAUCGCUUCUCUAAUCCAAACCGAACCAAAUCAAGCUAUUGAAACCCUAACUCAUCUCAAUAAAUCAAUUUCACAAAACGGAAACCCUAAUCAAAGAGUUUCAUUCUAUUUCUCACAAGCUUUAACCAACAAAAUCACUUCACAAUCACAAAUUCCUUCAAUUUCCUCUUCAGUAACAACAUGGGAAGAAUUAACACUCUCUUACAAAGCCCUAAACGAUGCAUGUCCUUAUUCAAAGUUCGCACAUUUAACCGCAAAUCAAGCAAUUCUCGAAGCAACAGAAGGAGCAACAAACAUUCACAUCGUUGAUUUUGGAAUUGUUCAAGGGAUUCAAUGGGCUGCAUUAUUGCAAGCAUUUGCAACUCGUUCUUCUGGUAAACCUAAUAGUGUAAGAAUUUCUGGUAUACCUGCAAUGGCUUUAGGAACUUCACCUGUUUCUUCAAUUUCAGCUACUGGUAAUCGUUUAUCUGAAUUUGCCAAACUUUUAGGGUUGAAUUUUGAGUUUACGCCGAUUCUUACACCGAUUCAGUUGCUUAAUGAGUCUAGCUUUUGUAUUCAACCAAAUGAGGCUUUAGCUGUUAAUUUCAUGCUUCAAUUGUAUAAUCUUUUGGAUGAGACUAUGGAUGCUGUUGAAACCGCGCUUCGAUUGGCUAAAUCUUUGAACCCUAAAAUUGUUACUCUUGGUGAAUAUGAAGCUAGCUUGACGACUCGGGUUGGUUUUGUUGAUCGGUUUAAGACUGCUUUUAAUUAUUUUGCUGCUUUUUUCGAGAGUUUGGAGCCGAACAUGGCAUUGGAUUCGCCCGAGAGGUUUCAGGUGGAAAGUCUUUUACUUGGUAGGAGAAUUGAUGGUGUGAUUGGUUUGAAGGAGAGGAUGGAGGAUAAAGAACAGUGGAAGGUUUUGAUGGAAAAAUGUGGUUUUGAAUCGGUUAGUUUGAGUCAUUAUGCAAUUAGUCAAGCCAAGAUAUUGUUGUGGAAUUAUAGUUAUAGUUCUUUGUAUUCUCUUGUUGAAUCUCAACCUGGGUUUUUGUCUUUGGCUUGGAAAGAUGUUCCUUUAUUGACUGUUUCUUCUUGGCGUUGAUUUGGACUCAAAAUUGGGAUGAUGGGUUUCUUCCACCUGGUCAUUUUUUCUCUGGUGUGGAACUACUAAUUGUCUAUAUGCUGUUCAUGAUCAAGCUAAGAAGUUCUUCAUUCAAUUCAUGAUGUUCUGCUUGGUGAAGAAGAUUGAAGAAGCUAUCCAGAUUUCAUGAGUUUGUUAUUAGCACUUAGCAUUGCAAUACAAGAUUUUGGGAUGAUUAAUUAAAUUAAUUACCAUUUUGGGUUGUAAUUUUAGCAGUUUGGUCUUUAGUUCCACACACACCCCUCUCCAUUCUUUUGUUUUCAAUUUGAUUUUCUUUUCUUAUUUUGGGUAGCAUGUCUUUUCUUAUUUUGGGUAGCAUGUUGAUGUUUCAAUGGGUAUAGAUGAAGUCUUGACUAGGCAAAACCAGUGAUCAACUUGUAAAAUGGGAACUGAAAUGCUUUCUUUCCUGUUGCAGUGUUGCUAGCUACUACUACUAGUCUUUUUGUAACUCUGUAAAUUUGAUUUUGUAUGGGUUUAAAUUUGUCUAAAUAGUAUAAAAAAAAAGGUUAUUUUACUUUA
Messenger RNA from Trifolium pratense (red clover), 2453 nucleotides. RefSeq names its product SCARECROW-LIKE protein 7-like. The record is from RefSeq and is a predicted model, not a curated record. Gene Ontology annotation, molecular function: DNA-binding transcription factor activity; sequence-specific DNA binding. The coding region runs from base 234 to 1895 and encodes 553 amino acids. NCBI's taxonomy places the organism in Eukaryota, Viridiplantae, Streptophyta, Magnoliopsida, Fabales, Fabaceae. The transcript has 2 exons. Gene Ontology annotation, cellular component: nucleus. Gene Ontology annotation, biological process: regulation of DNA-templated transcription.